Molecule: messenger RNA, 438 nt
Organism: Paramecium primaurelia
Lineage: Eukaryota; Ciliophora; Oligohymenophorea; Peniculida; Parameciidae
Source: the annotation of a GenBank genome assembly
AUGGGAAAUGAUGCUAAAUCAAAAUUUACAAAUUAAGAAUUCGAUGAAGAUUGGGAGAUUAUAGAAGCUCCUAUACCAAAGAAAAUCUUAAAUUUAAGAUAAUCAACUUUAAAUAAAUCAAUUUUUACAGUGAUAGAUUAUUAGUAGUAACCAGAGAAUAAAUAGUAAAAAGGAAAAGCUUUGUUUUCUGGAAAUCAUCCUGAAAAAUAAACAAAAAAAUAUUAUAUUUCAAAGCGAAUAUAAGAACUUUAACAUUAAAUAGGAGGUGAAACACUUUUUGGUGUAAAAAGAGGACAUGGACCAAUUUAAUUAGGAGAGGAACAUUAAUAAUCAGUAUAAGAUUAUUUAUUUUAAUAGUUACAUCUUGAAGAUAGACCUAAAUUUCCUAGAAAACAUACUAGAGCUCCUGUGAAUGUAAUGAAUCUUCAAUUAGAUUGA